UCACCAGAUGCCCUGCUCCCCAGUUAAACCGUAACACCGGACACAGCAGCAGCAGCAGCAGCAACAAACAGACACAUCUUAAUAUCAGUGUUUUCAUCUGUGUUCGAGUCCGCGGAGCUCGACUCGUCAAACAGGUCCUGAGAAGCAGCCUGGGGCAACAGGGGAGAUGCAGAUGGAGGUCCACGAGAGGGAAGAGGAAGGACCAUCGUCCAGCAGCGAAGACUUCCAGUUGGCCCAGCAGGAGUCCUUCCAGCUGGAGGGCUCCCUCCCAGUAGAGGAGGUGUAUGUGGAUAAGAAAGCAGUGGAGAAACUCACUGAGGGGUUUCUCUCUCACUACCUCCCUGAUCUGCAGAACUCCAAACGAGCACUUCAAGAGCUCACACAGAACCAGGUUGUAUUGUUAGAUACGAUGGACCAAGAAGUCACCAAGUUCAGAGAAUGUAAUGCCUUAAUCGACCUCAAUUCACUGUUUACAGAGGCAAAGGUUUACCACAAUAAACUGGUGAACGUGAGGAAAGAGAUGAUCCUGCUCCACGAAAAGACGACAAAACUAAAGAAAAGAGCCUUGAAGCUGCAGCAGCAGAAGCAGAGGGAGGCACUGGAGAAGGAGCAGCAGCGGGAGAAGGAGCUGGAGAGAGAACGGCAGCUUAUUGCCAAACCUGCCAAAAGAACAUAGGACCCCCCCUCCCCCCAGCCCUGUUUGUCUGCUAUUGAAGGAAGAUACAGGAGGUUUUGCAUGUUUUGGCCUUUUUAUUACAUAUCGGCCGUACAUCCCAUUAGUGCUGAACAUUUCCCAAAGCAUUGGUUUUGAGACUCAGAUGUCAAAACACAAUCAAACUGUCAUUCGUCACAACAUAUGCACCACAAUUUUUGUAUUUUCCUUUAUUUAAGUAUUUUCUGGGGGACUCUGCCUGUAUUAAUAUGAAAGAACGAGCAUGAGGAGAGACGGGGGAGAGAUAGAAUGAGGGGUAGACACGGUGCAAAGUGCACGGUGGGAAUCGAACCCACGGGUGCUGUAGAAGAACCCAAGCCUCCAAGAUUUUUCAAUGUAUUUCAAUGCAUCAAACUCCAUCUGGAAUGUGCUUGUUACACUUAACACGUCACACUGGAUAUUAUCUCUUCUCUUUUUACCGGCCGACUUUAAUCCUAGAUGCAUUGUGAUGCAGUUUUCAGUAUUUGCUGACGUUACAGUGUAAUUAUCUAAGUUAUCGCACACUAUCACAGUUCAGAGAAUAAAACAAUGCAUGAUUUUACUGCUUUAUAUCUCGAGCAAGUUUCAUGUCUAAAGUUCAGGUCGGUCACGGUUGUGAUGUGACCUUCAGAAAGCUUAUAGCUAAAGAUAUGAAGCUGUUAAAAUAGGACUGAGAUCAGUUUGAAGUUUCUGAGUUUCCCGCAGUAUUACACAAAAGGUCAUGUUUAUAUCUGCUGUAUGAUGUCAUUGAGGAUAUGAGUUGUUAACUGGCG
Messenger RNA from Pleuronectes platessa (European plaice), 1464 nucleotides. It is a transcript of the gene bloc1s6, whose product is annotated as biogenesis of lysosomal organelles complex-1, subunit 6, pallidin. The transcript has 6 exons. Bases 167 to 676 code for a protein of 169 amino acids. NCBI's taxonomy places the organism in Eukaryota, Metazoa, Chordata, Actinopteri, Pleuronectiformes, Pleuronectidae. Gene Ontology annotation, biological process: intracellular transport. The record is from RefSeq and is a predicted model, not a curated record. Gene Ontology annotation, cellular component: BLOC-1 complex; transport vesicle; extrinsic component of membrane.